Molecule: messenger RNA, 1794 nt
Organism: Rosa rugosa (rugosa rose)
Lineage: Eukaryota; Viridiplantae; Streptophyta; Magnoliopsida; Rosales; Rosaceae
Exons: 3
Coding region: 1-1794 (597 amino acids)
Source: RefSeq, a predicted model, not a curated record
AUGUUGUCUGGAUAUAGCACAAAGGGGUCAAAAGCUUGCCCGACUUGUGGUGAGGAGACUGAUUAUUUGAGGUUGCAUCAUGGAAAGAAAGAAAUCUACAUGGGGCAUCGAAAGUGGCUUCCGAAUGACCAUAUUUUUCGUACAUGGCGCAGUAACUUCAAUGGAUCAACUGAAUAUCGUAGACCACCCAAACCAAUGACUGGGUUAGAUUGCUUGGAGGCAACUAAUACAUUGACAUUCCAACUUGGAAAGGGAAAGGAAAACGGGUCCACUCGUAAAAGAAAACGAGUUCAAAAUAAUGAUAACACAGAGUACACAGGGCCGUGGAGGAAGCAAAGUGUUUUCUUUCAGCUGCCUUAUUGGAAGAACUUAUUACUGCGUCAUAAUUUAGAUGUCAUGCAUGUUGAGAAGAAUGUUACAGAUAGUGUCAUUGGGACUUUAUUAGGAAUUGAUGGGAAAAACAAAGACAGCUUAAAGGCCCGCCUUGACAUGGUUCUAAUGGGUAUUAAGCAUUCACUACAUCCUCAGCCACGUGGUGGCCGAACAUGGUUGCCUCCAGCGAAAUACACCUUAUCCAAUGAUGAGAAGACAUUAAUAUGCAAAAUAUUUGAAUCGGUUCGGGUUUCUGAUGGAUUUUCAUCAAAUAUUCGUAGAUGUGUAAGAAUCGCUGAAAGAAAAUUAGUUGGUCUUAAAAGUCAUGAUUGUCACAUAAUCAUGCAAUAUCUACUUCCAGUGGCUAUUCGUCAUGCUCUACAACCAGACAUAGCUAAGGUGUUAUUGGAGCUCAGUGCAUUUUUCAGGCAAUUAUGCACUAAAGUUGGUACAGUAGACCAUUUUCGUGAUUUGUCCAAUCGGAUUGCUGAAACACUUUGCAAAUUAGAGAUGUUAAUGCCACCAUCUUUUUUUGACAUCAUGGUACACCUUCUGAUACACUUGGCAGAUGAAGCAGCAAUUGCAGGGCCUGUACAAUUUCGAUGGAUGUACCCAAUUGAAAGGUACCUACAUGACUUAAAAAAAUAUGUACGCAAUCGGAGUCAGCCUGAGGGAAGCAUUGCAGAGGGUUACAUAAUUGAGGAAUGUCUAUCAUUUUGUACUAUGUAUUUGUCAGAUGGGGUCGAGUCAAAGAGAACGAGGAUUGGUCGUAAUGCUGAUGACCCGGAUAUUGUUCCUCAUAUAGAGGAAAAAGUACAACGAAAAGAAGAUGUCGAUCCAGACAUUCGAGCUUUAGCUAUAGGACCAAGUAAAGAUGCAAGGCGAUUUAACAAGUACAUCAUGAAUGGUUUUCGCUUUUUUGUCAAAUCUAUUGACGCAAAAUCAAAGACUCAAAACUGUGGUGUUUUUGUUAAAGCUGAGGUCAGUAGCUAUGCUAGAGCAGGAGAUCACAGACCAAGGGACGGUGUAAAAGACUACUAUGGUGUACUGACAGACAUUAUUGAGCUAGACUACCACCAUGGUCGAAAAGUCUUAUUAUUUGAUUGUGAUUGGGCAGAUAAUAGAGUCCGCAAUAGAGCUGUUAAAAUGGAUGAAUAUGGCUUCAUUUUGGUAAACUUUGAUCAUCUACUUCCUAAGCCAGACACUCUCAUUCUUGCUUCACAAGCCGUGCAAUUUUUCUAUAUUCAAGACCCAACUCAACCGGCUUGGCACACGGUGAUUCGAACCCGACCCAGAGAUUUGUUUGAUAUGGGCACAGACAUAGAACCCGAGCCGUAUGACACCCAAAAUUUGGUUAAUAACGAUGACGGAAUAACAAGAACAGAUGUUGAUGGUGUUUUAGUGGAUGGGGUGAUCGAAUAA